Messenger RNA from Silurus meridionalis, 1947 nucleotides. RefSeq names its product plasmalemma vesicle associated protein b (gene plvapb). The transcript is spliced from 5 exons. Gene Ontology annotation, cellular component: caveola. The record is from RefSeq and is a predicted model, not a curated record. Gene Ontology annotation, biological process: regulation of vascular permeability; positive regulation of cellular extravasation. The coding region runs from base 106 to 1335 and encodes 409 amino acids. Lineage: Eukaryota; Metazoa; Chordata; Actinopteri; Siluriformes; Siluridae.
UGCAAAACCUAGUAGUUGUGUGUACAUGGCACAUAUGUAAUUAGAAGGCUUCAAGACUUUAACUUUAGCAAUUCUACUUGUCUGACAAAGUUUUUUUUGGCAGAGAUGUACAACAGCAGUUACACUCGGCCCAAAGUGGCGAUGAAGGCCCAGGACAUACGCAGGUCGAAGGGAAAAGGCUGCGGGUAUUAUCUGCGCAUCAUCUUCUUCUUCUCUUCCCUGAUACAGUCUCUGAUCAUCGUGAGUCUAGUGCUCUUCUUAGUGUAUGGACAGCCGGAAAAGAGCGCUGAUGAGAAAAGGGUGGCGGAGCUGGAGCAGAUUUUUAACAAGCUCUCAAUGGACAACACCAAUCUGAGGAAGGACAACGUCAACCUCAAUGCCACGCUUAAGAUCAAAAUAGAUGAGAAGGAUGCAGCUUAUAAAAAAGUGACAAAACUCACAGCAGACUUGGAUGCUGCCAAAGGAAAUAACACAAAACAUUUGCAAGCACUAGCUAUUUGCAAUUCAAAUAAGACGCCUCUGCUUCGGAGUAUAUCCCCAUGUCCACAAAGCGGUGCUUCAAGUGAACAAACAAGAUACUUACAGACUCUCUUGGAACAACAGAAGUCUCUGUAUGCAAUUGUCCAGGCCAAUUUCAGCCAAACGGUGCAAAACCUCAAGUUUAACUUAAACAAUGUGAUAAAAGAUAAAAAUAUGCACGAGAUGGCCAUGAUAACACUAAAAAAAGAGUCGGAGGACCUGUCUUCUGAGCUCAAACUUUACAAAAAAAAGUGUAAGGAGGACUUUGUCACGUUACUUCAGGGCAUACAGGUUGUCACGACCGCCUUCCUCACUAAGAUUGACAGCCUCUUCCCCAACAGCUUUACCUUCCACCUUACUUGUGCAAAUCAACAAGAACAAAUGCGGAAUAUCCAUGCAAACUGCACAAACCUUUCCCGGCAAGUAGAAGACAAGUUCCAGAACUACCUGAACAUGGUUGGCGAAAAAGUCUCAACCCUCCAGGCUGAGAGCAGCCGGCUGGAAGUUGAAAACACACGGCUAAAAUCUAAUGGUGAGAAGUGUGACAAGGAACACACUCAGGUAGCCGAGCAGUGCACAAAGACUCUUCAGGAGCAACAGCAAACACAUGACACCAAGGUGGAGCAAUUGCUGAAAGAUUAUAAAGAACUGCUCCAGGAAAAGCAGAUGCUUCAAGCUACAUGUCUACCAAAACCCCCUGUGCCAAAACCAAGUGGAAACGAAUGGCCUUUUGCACAGCAGAGACCGAAUUUCGCUGGAACGAACACUGGAUUCCAAAGCAAACCAAGCAACAGUCAACCACCAAAGGUCAGGUGAGCAGUGAGGAAUGAGAUGCAAGUGACAGACAGUAUAUGUCAUCUUCAGUCACGUCUCAGAAAAACGCCUCAAAAUGUGUAAUUUCAAGGCUCUAACUUUCAUGAGUUUAAGGUGAAUUGUAAAAGUAUUUGAUGGGUAGGCAUUUAUAAUACUGUGACAGUAUUAAUCAGCUGUACCUAUUCCAUUGUACAUGAUUGUAUUACCAGUUCUUAGUAGUUUGUACAUCAAAACAUGAUUUUUUUGUGUAAAAUGAUCAAUAAUAUUAUAUAUACAAUGUAUAAAAUAUCUCAGGGAAGUGUGAACAUAGCCAUGACUACAUUCAUUUUUUAAACCGACUGAAAUUAUCUUCACUGUGAACUUAGAGAAUGUUAAACACUAAGAAUGUUAAAUGAAUAGCAAUUUAUUUUUUGUAAAUCAAAAAUGACUGUUGUUAACAAUGCAAGAUUACCAUUUAGCCUUACAUAUCCUCUUGCAAAGGCUGGGGUAAAAGCAAUCUGAACAAGGUGUACUGUACAUUUCUUUUUUUUAUAUUAACAUUUUUGUAAUAUUUAAAUUUGCAUUUUCUAAUCAUUUAAUGCAUAUCACACUUAUUUUAUUAAAUCAUAAAAUAAU